Messenger RNA from Humulus lupulus (European hop), 393 nucleotides. RefSeq lists its product as uncharacterized. Lineage: Eukaryota; Viridiplantae; Streptophyta; Magnoliopsida; Rosales; Cannabaceae. The transcript is spliced from 2 exons. The coding region runs from base 1 to 393 and encodes 130 amino acids. The record is from RefSeq and is a predicted model, not a curated record.
AUGCCCAGCUAUGUGAAGUUUACGAAGGAGAUUUUGUCUAACAAGAGAAAGAUGGGUGAUUAUGAAACAAUGGGUGAUUAUGAAACAGUAGCAUUAACAGAAGAGUGUAGUGCUAUUUUGCAAAGGAAACUUCAUCAAAAGUUAAGAGAUCCUAUAUUUCGUAGACUUGGUUUGGGUGAAGCUAAGCCAACCACAGUAACAUUGCAGUUGGCUGAGAGAUCUGUGAAGCAUCCACGUGGUAUUAUAGAAGAUGUAUUGGUGAAGGGGGAUAUGUUUAUAUUUCCAGCUGAUUUUAUAGUUCGUGAUAUGGAGGAGGAUGAGAAUGUUCCUAUUAUUUUAGGGAGGCCAUUCUUAGCGACUGGUAGGGAUUUAAUUGAUGUACAAAAGGGUUAG